UACACCACCAAAAAACCGCUGGCCAUCUCUCUCUUUCUCCACCCUGCAAACAAAACACCAUUUCAUAACCUUCAAAUUUUGUUUCCGAAAAAAAAAAACAAAAUUAAAUUAAAAAAAUUUCCACACAAACAUCCAAAUUCAUACCAAAUCAACCAUCAAAAAACCCUAACUUCCACAUUUAAUCCUCCAAUCAUUCUGCCGUUAGGGUUUACAGAUCGAACAACAAUGACGUCAUCAUUCCGACGUUAAAACUUUCAUAUUUUUCUAGAUUCUUCUUCAGCUUAACCAGAGGGAUAUACGUUGUUCAUUCAUUAGCUCUGUGUGAGUGUGAGUAAUUAUUCGACUAUCGCGAGCCUGUUUAAAGAUUUGAAUUUGCGGAAGUUACGUUCAAAACAUUAGAAUCUCGUCAUCAUGGUUGCUACUGCCGCCACUGCUUCACUAUUUCCAAUUUCAUCUCCGCAACCCGAUUCUGGCGCGAAAAAUCCCGGUAAGCACGGAGGCUGUUUGGGUAAUGUAGACGUGCGUGGAAUCAAGUCAAAGUCAACUUCCUCCAACGGUCUGCAAGUCAAGACCAACGCGCAGGCACCUGCGAAGGUGAACGGUACACGCAUAGGUGUUAUGGACGGCCUCAAAACCGAUGAUAUUUCAACAUCGAGUGCCCCGCGAACUUUUAUUAAUCAGUUGCCUGAUUGGAGCAUGCUUCUUGCUGCGAUUACUACUAUUUUCUUGGCUGCUGAAAAGCAAUGGAUGAUGCUGGAUUGGAAAACGAAGCGUCCGGAUAUGCUUGUUGAUCUGGAUCCGUUCGGUUUCGGGAGGAUUGUUGAAGACGGGUUUGUGUUUCGACAAAAUUUUUCGAUUAGAUCGUAUGAAAUUGGGGCGGAUCGGACUGCGUCGGUGGAAACAUUAAUGAAUCAUUUACAGGAAACAGCCCUUAAUCACGUAAAAAACGCUGGACUCCUUGGUGAUGGAUUCGGUUCAACACCCGAAAUGUGCAAACGCAAUUUAUUUUGGGCGGUCACAAAGAUGCAAGUGCUAGUAGACCGUUAUCCAACAUGGGGUGACGUGGUACAAGUUGAUACUUGGGUAGCCGCUUCUGGGAAAAACUGUAUGCGUCGUGAUUGGUUGAUUCGCGAUUGCAAAACGGGCGAGAUACUCACACGAGCUUCUAGUAACUGGGUGAUGAUGAAUAAAGUUACAAGGAGGUUAUCGAAAAUUCCGGAUGAAGUCCGAACUGAAAUUGAGCAGUAUUUUGUUGACACGCCUCCUGUUAUUGACGAUGACAGCAUAAAAUUACCAAAACUUGAUGAAAACACUGCUGAUCAUGUUCGUAGCGGUUUAACUCCAAAGUGGAGUGAUUUGGAUGUCAACCAGCAUGUCAACAAUGUGAAGUAUGUUGGCUGGAUUCUUGAGAGUGCACCGCAGCCUGUUGUGGAGAACUAUGAGCUUGCAAGCAUCACUCUGGAGUACCGUCGGGAGUGUAUGAAAGACAGUGUUUUGCAGUCACUCACCGCCUUACUGGGCGGUGAAGGGGCGGUGGAUUCUGGCGGCGUUGACUGUCAACACUUGCUUCGCCUAGAAGGCGGUGGUGGUGAGAUUGUGAAGGGAAGGACCAAAUGGAGGCCCAAAUUUGUGAACAGAUUUAAAAACAUCAAUCAGUUCCCUUCUGAAAGUGGCUAAUGGUAGUUUUCUUUGUUUUGAUACUAGUGGUUCUUGCAAUGUUUUGACCUCUCUCUCUCUCUCUCUCUCUCUCUCUCUAUAUAUAUAUAUAUAGAUAUAUAUCUAUAUAUAUUGUAUGUUUGUUUUUUUAUUUUUUUGUUUUAUUCUUAUUUUUAGUUUGAGAAAGGAGAGAAGUGUAAGCCUAUUGUAAGUAAUCCCUUUUGUGAAAAAGAAAUCUACUCUAUUUCUCUCCUUUUCCCUAACAGAAUCUGCUUAUAUCCAAUGUGGCAAUUCUUUAUUAUUUAUAAUUAUAAUGAUAUAUUCAUUUUUA
This is a messenger RNA of Helianthus annuus (common sunflower), 1987 nucleotides long. RefSeq names its product palmitoyl-acyl carrier protein thioesterase, chloroplastic. Gene Ontology annotation, molecular function: fatty acyl-[ACP] hydrolase activity; acyl carrier activity. Lineage: Eukaryota; Viridiplantae; Streptophyta; Magnoliopsida; Asterales; Asteraceae. The coding region runs from base 412 to 1677 and encodes 421 amino acids. The record is from RefSeq and is a predicted model, not a curated record. Gene Ontology annotation, biological process: fatty acid biosynthetic process. The transcript is spliced from 7 exons.